Caenorhabditis auriculariae is the source of this 3156-nucleotide messenger RNA. The record is from the annotation of a GenBank genome assembly. Lineage: Eukaryota; Metazoa; Nematoda; Chromadorea; Rhabditida; Rhabditidae.
AUGGUAUGCUAGAACUUGCUCAUUUGAAAGAAAUAUUUUCAGACGUUAGGUUCGGAAGCCAAAAAUCAUGGUCAGAGGGGUCUUGUCUUGAUAGAGUGAGUUGGAUGGCUUUUUCGAGUUGGUAUAUCAAAUUUCAGGGACCUUUCAAACGGAAAAGAACGCUUCGCCGUUCCAGUUCUGUUGAGCCCUCGCCAAAAAGUCGACCCGGCCGUUUUUGACUACUUCCGCUACUCGCCGCGGAUCGUGGACGCAAAGAAAAUCAUCCAAACGCAACACAGUCCCUCUGGCACCGGAUUUGUAAGCUUCUCUGAAAUGCGGUCUUUUCCAAAGAUUUUCAGGACUGCUCCUGCCAAGGGACUUGUCUUGAUGAAUUUGGGUGUGACUGUUCGUCUAGAGUUUACGGCAAAGGUAUGGAUCUCAUAUGAAACAACGGCUGAAAAAAUGCAUUGUUUUUCAAAAUCUCAAAACCGCGCAAGGCUUCACCGGGCCUUGACGUGUUAUUUAGAUGUGUGUAGAACCGACAUUGCUCUUGGAUUUUUAUUAGAGCAACUCAGCACCGCCAGUUGGUAUGCGUGCUGAGCGCAAGAGUGACAAUACGAGUAGGCGGCGUGCCAUUGGCACGCCUACAUGAUAGCAGAGGUGGAGGAUGGCUGUCCUCUGGCCGCCCUGCAUGCCAAGCCAUAAACGCCCAAAAGGCAGAAAUGACUUUUUCAAAAGUCAGCGUGGCGCGACGGUCAUUUGUAUGGCGAUAUCGCCCUAGCAUCUAGAAGCGCUUGUUUUGAGCGAUGUAUGAAACUUUUUUACUAAAACACAAAAACACGAAAAAAUGGUGGUAGGAAAAACAGAUCAGCGGAAACUCGAACGGCGAUUUUUCUGACUUUUUCAUAUCGCUAGAGUCUGUUCAGAUUUUGAAUGUCAAGCAGCUAACUCCACCCCCAAGGCUACAAUAUCCUUCGCGUCAAUGUUUUAUCUACAGAUGACGAUGGCCCUUUAAUAAGGCUGCAUUUUUGACUUCUUUUUCUAUCUUUUAGAUCAAAAAAUAUCAAAAUUAGUCCCGCGCGAUAAAACAUCGACACGAAAAGGUACCGUCUCAGCAGGGGCGGAGUUAGCUGCUUGACAUUCAAAAUCUGAACAGACUAUAGGGAGCUUUCCGACGGAAAACAUUCCGACUAAUCCUUUUCAACUUUUUUGCUAAAUAAACUUUUCGUUUUGAAUCCUCCCAUAUAAAGUAGGUAUUCAUGAUUAAAACACAAAAAAGUAGACAAAAAAAUGUUUUAGGUACCGAAAAAUAAAAGGGAAAAAAGUCGGGAAGGUGGCCGUCGGAAAGUUCCCUAGCGAUUUGAACAUCUCAAAAUUUUUUUGUCGAAAUAGUUUUCUAGUGAGAUUGAAAAGGUAGCCUUUUGACCCGUUUCAGUGACAAUUCCCUGGUGAAAUAACUGUUACAGUAGAUUAAAAACGUUAACACGAAGUUGCGAAAAAAAAACAAUUCAAAAUUAAAAAAAAAAAACUGUUUAUUACAUCUUCAAUGUAAGAAUACAUGUGCAAUCGACUUUCAUUGAUUAUAACUGUGUUUAAACGGCGGCAGGAGCUGUGGCUUAGGCAGAGAAGAUGUGAAUUUCGCUCGUUGAACAUCAGGUACAAGAGAGGUCGUAAGAAGAAGUACGGUGCCGGCUUUCCAAAGGCCGAUGGCAGAGAUUGAGUCUUUUCGCUGCAUGCAGCUUCCAAUUUUAUCUACCCCGGAGGGAUAAAAGGCUUGGUCGACCUCGGGGGGACUCGAACCUACGACCUUGCGGACGUUAGAAAUGAGUUAUGCCAGCUGAGCUAUGCCGCCCCUUCAAUUCAAAAUUUACAAAAUUGAUAAUGAUUAGUUCAGGGCGUUAUCGCCACGUACUUGACCUAGUUGCCAAAUAUCACGUAAAUUAAUGGCUCAUUUCUAUCGUUUGGCUUUUUGGCUUGGCUUGGCCGCCAAGCCAAGGACUGCCUUCCCAAUCCUCCACCUCUGCAUGAUAGUACAUAUGGCAAUGAGGUCAGGUCAACUAGCGUCCUGUCACAAUCUUAACAGGGAGUCCUAGAAAUGCGGCUUCAUAUACAGCUAGCAUUUUUUUUUUAUAAGCUUCAUUAUUAUUCACCUGAUUUACAAUCAUUUUGAAAUAGGUAAUUUCAAAAGUUAUCAAAAACUGCAAGAGGAACAGAUUGCAGAUGGUAGAGUGAGCAACGUGAGCGUUCUGAUGAAGGCGACCGUCCGAGAAUGCAGUUCUUCUUGCGCCUGCGACUUGUGGUGUGGCAACCGCGUCGCGCAGAAAGGACCUUGUUAUCCAGUGGAGGUGGAAACUCGCAAGUCUUCUUCAUCACGUUAUCUCUUAGAUAUUCGCCAGAGACGCAAAGUGCGGCUGGGGAGUCCGAUCCUCGGUAGAUAUUCCUGAAGGCGCGUUUGUCGGCGAGUACACCGGGGAGCUGAUCAAUGACGAUGAAGCGGCUCUGCGGAAAGACAACACUUUCCUCUUCGAAACCGUCAUCGUCCGUGUUUUUGCUCGAAUUCUGACACAAAUCUGCUUCAGGGCAUGGAGACGUACACCAUCGACGCCAAGUUCUACGGAAACUACACUCGCUUCAUCAACCACAGCUGCGAGCCCAACGUCAAGGUCGAUUCACAAGAACCGCAAAUAUUGCCAUUUUAUGAACGUUCUCUAUCACUCGAAUCAAAUUUAUGAAAAAAAUUUCAAACGUCGCCAAAAAGAAAAAGAAAGAGUAUAUUUUUGCUCAAGUGAGAUGCGUUUGUUUUAACUUUUCGAUUGAGCUAAAAAUUACUUUAAAAAAACUGUCUUGCAAAACUAAAAACCUAAAGCCUAAGUCGUGUGAACUUCUUCGAUAAAAAAUGAUAUCGUUUUCCACAGGUAGCCAAUGUUUGCUGGGACGCCUGCCAAGACCAACUUGUACACAUGUGCCUCUUUUCCGUUAAAGAAAUUGAAACCGGAGAAGAACUAACGAUUGAUUAUGGCGACGCUUGGUGGAUCAACAAGGUACAUUUUACUCGAUAUUUUCAUUCCUUUCCGUUCAGGAUUUAUAGAAAAUCUUAUCUUAAUUUCGUUUGAAACUAUUCAUUUUCAGAAGUUCCCAUGCCUUUGCGAAUCGUCGAGUUGUCGGUACCGACCAUAA